Molecule: messenger RNA, 3912 nt
Organism: Xiphophorus hellerii (green swordtail)
Lineage: Eukaryota; Metazoa; Chordata; Actinopteri; Cyprinodontiformes; Poeciliidae
Gene: tmem71
Product: transmembrane protein 71
Exons: 11
Coding region: 282-1298 (338 amino acids)
Source: RefSeq, a predicted model, not a curated record
UGAUCAUCUGCUGUUUCCGGUGAGGCGAGGCAGAGACAGUCAGGCAGACAGACUUCUGCUCGGUUUGAUAAAAACCGAAACCUGGUUAAACAUCAUAAAAACCAAAGGAAACAACAAAGGGAGGAAGUUUUUACGGGAGGAAGAGGAUUUAUUAGAACUUCCGGUGAGGAACCGAGAGGAAAAACAAACCGCUUCGCCUCUUCAGGAUGUGAGAGAACUGCAGCAGAUAAACUUCUUCCUUCUCAGCCUCAAGAACAACAGACGAGACGCAGCGGACAAACAUGGCUCUGUUCUUCUCUGGAGCCGUCACAAGUUCCCCGAUAAAACGGCGGCUGCGUGGGAAUCACUCCUGCCACAGCCCGGACGUCUCCCUCCUGUCCCCCGACUCGUCGUACGUCUGCUACCCGUCUGCGCACGCCGGCGCCCCCUGCUGCUGCCGCCGCUCGCCGCGCCUCCUCACCAACGGUUACUAUGACGUCACAGAGGACAGCUUCUGCCUGGACGAGGACGGAAACGUGUCUCUGACCGACUGCAGGACCAGCGUGUCCUACAAGGAGAACCUGGUCAGAGUUUUCCGGCGCAGGCGGAAACCUCGCAGCGCUCUGGUUUCCCUGCUGAGCGGCGUUUCAGAGAGCUGCCAGUCAUGGCUGGACCAGAAGGUGUUCAGAGGCAUGCUGGGAACCGGAUUCAGACAGGACCCGGACCUGGACCUGGACCUGGACCUGGACCCGGACCUGGACUGGACCCGGGUCGGCCAGCAGGUGGCGUCUCCGUGUCGAUUGGACGAGUCUCUGUGGGCGGGGCUAAACGCCGAUCUGGACGACGGACGAAGCUUCACCUACGAUCCCACCGAAACCCCGCCUCCUCCAGACAAAGAAGCCCCGCCUCCUCCUGAUGAAUUAGCCCCGCCUCCUGGGAAGAUGCUGAUCCAGGAGGAAAUCUGCUCUGAGAUCAGUCAGUCCACGCAGCGCUUCACCCAAUCACUGAGCGGCCUCUCUGAAGUCCCGCCCCCUCCGGCCUUCUACAGCUGCUGCCAGGCGGCACCUGAACCUCCAGGGCUGACGAUGAAGGCUCUCCUCAUCCUCAUCUUCAGCAUCUUCAUCAUCAGCGUCCUCUACUCAGGAUCAAACCAGAUGAUGAAGACGUUUCUUCCUUCCUGCAGCUCCUGCUGGUGGAGCGCCAUGGUAACGGCGGCCAUGUUGGCGACGAUCUCAGCCGUGAUGUUCGUGACAAAGUCGGGUCCGAUGGGCGAGUGGCGGAGAGCGAAGACGGAGGACAUCACAUCCAGGAACGAGUAGGAACCAGAACAGAACCAGGACCUGAACAGAACCAGAACCAGAACCAGACAGGAUUCUGUAGAAACCUUCCUGCUGGUUUUUCCAUCAGUGUUUGAAUCCAGCUGGACAAAAAGGUGAAACUGGUUCUGAGCUCUGGAGGCUUUUAAAGCUAACCGGGUUUGAAUUCACAGAAAGAGAAACAAUCAUGGCUGACGAGAGAGAAAAGUCAUCAGGAAUCAAUAAUCAAUAAUCAAUAAUCUGACUUUUACCAGCAGAUAAAGAAUAAAAACUGCUGUUGGUUUUAAAAUGGCUGAAGGAGCUCAGAGUCACAGAGAGAACCGUUCGGUUAGCUUAGCAUCGCAGAGAGCUGCAAAGCUUCACAUCAUGUUUAAAAUAUACAGAAAAAAAUCAUCAACUGGGAAUUUCUGUGAAAGAAACCAAACAAAGUUUUAAUCAAGUUCAGGUUUUUAUUUUACACAAAAAUCACCUGGAAUCCUGGGCGUGUCGUGGUGGCGUAGCGGAUAGCGCGACCCGUAUUUGGAGGCCUUCAGUCCUCGACGCGGCCGUCGCUGGUCCAACUCCUGGACCCGACGGUAUUUGCCGCAUGUCUUCCCCGUUUCCUGUCAGCCUGCUGUUGUAUAAGGGCGACUAGAGCCACAAAGACCCCCUGGAGGGGUAAAAAAAAAAUCACCUGGAAUCCUGCAGAAGAUUUAAUAUUUGGUUUACAGCCGAGGAGUGAUGAUUUAUUAACAUUUAUUUAAAAAUAAAAAAAUAAAUAAACCACAACUUCAGGGGAGACGCAUGAGAGUAAUAAUAAUAAAACAUUGUUAUUAUAAAUUUAAAUCCAGUAAACCUAAAAUCCCGAAAAACAUAAAUUAAAAAUAUAAAUAUUAAAACAAAACCUGCUUCAAAAUUCUCAGAACUUAAAUUUCAGAUGAAUCUAUUUUGUUCAGAAAUUACGUUUAAAUCUGAGGUCAGGUCCUCACUGCUGGGCAAGGCUUUUAUUUUGAAAGGAUUCCCCUCUCUGUAUGGAGCCCCUGUAGUGCUUUUAAUUUAACAUCUCUGAGCUAAAAAAAGAUACACAAAUGAAUAAAUAAAGUUGACCACAUAAUAAGCUAUAAGUGAAAGCAAGAUGUUUUAAAAAUAAAAAUGAAAACUAACAUAAAUCAAUUAAAAUACAGUCAAAUGAUAAAGCAUAAAAAUCUGAUAAAUGAAGAUUUGCUCCAUAAAUUCAGCUGUAAAUAUGAUAUAAUUUAGUGCAAAAUUCAAUUACUACUCUAAAACUACUCUAGUUAAAUUAUGACAUAUUUAAUUAUUGUUUGUGAAGUUCCCCCUUUUGCACAAGCUUUUAUUUUGAAAAGCAUCUUUUCAUAUGGAGCUCCAGAAGUCUUUUUUUUUUGCAUUAAUAUAUUUUAUCCUGUUCAGACAGAUUAAUAGGAAUAAAACCUUGAUGUUGAUGAAAUGUUUAGAUAUUUAAAAAUUUAAUAAAAGUUUAAUUCUUAUUAUUAACGACGUAAUAAAUCCUUCAUGGCUGCAGAAAAACUAAACCAAGCUGCUCCAAAGUUCAGCUGUACAAAAGUGAGAAAAGGGAUUUCAGAAGAUAAUUUUAGGAAAAAAUAAAUUUAUUUACUUCUCAUGUGUUUUUAUUUCCAAGUUUUUACUUUGUCGCAAUCUUUUAUUUUGAAAGGGACUUGCCUCUGUAUGGAGCUCCUGAAGUGCUUUUAUUUUUUAAUCCACUCAAACUAAAAAUAAUCUCUCACUUCAGAGGCUCCAUGUUGAUAUUAUUAUUGAAAAUAAAACUUUGUGUGGAAACGCAGAGACCAAGAAAUGUAAACUGUACUGUAAAACUUUCUGAGCAUUUGUCAGAAAUCCAGAGCUGAGCUUCGGUUUCAGGUUAAAGCAGAGCCGACGUUCUUCCUGCAGGGAACCGUCAGGAAGGUCGUGAUGCGUUCAGGGCUCGCAAAAUGAAAAAUCUUCCCACAGAAAUCCUUCUAAUCAUGCUGUGGUCCGAAGAGCCGACAGAAACGUUUUUAUCAAAGUGCCAAAUUUUUUAUCCAGAAACAAAACGAUGAUAUUUUUGAUACAGCGCUCUGCUUUACUUUGUUCUGGAAGCUUCCUGUUUAUUACUGGUAAACAUGUUGUCCUUCAGCUCUUCUUGCUCUGUGUUUUUAUUAGAGACCAAAACUCUGCUGCCCUCUGCUGGUCGCAACCAGACAGUGCAGCUUAAGAACGUGUGGUUUUUAAAAAUCAUAUUUAAGUGAAAUUUGUGGAAGUUUUUUUUUUUUUACUUUCUAAGCUUUAGAUCUGUGUGAAGCUCUUAGCCUCACACUCCUCAUGUUCUGCUGUUUGUAUUUUGAUUGAAUGCACUUGGAAAUGUGACGCUGUGAUGGCACUUGUUUUUCAGAAGCAGUCUGGCAGCUCAGCAGGAGUUAAAUAUUAACUGUGAAACAAAAGAAAAAUGUGGAGUUUAAAUUAAAUUCAUGUGAAUCUGAAAAGAUUUCCUAUAAAAAGAGAUUUCAGAGGUGUUCUUGGAUAUUUGACCACUUGGUGGCGCUGUGACGUUAGAUUUAAUUUCCUGUCUCCUGCCUGUUGUCAGACUGUUUAUUAUCAAGCUAUUAAACCACAUUAAAGACAA